Molecule: messenger RNA, 4339 nt
Organism: Pseudophryne corroboree (corroboree frog)
Lineage: Eukaryota; Metazoa; Chordata; Amphibia; Anura; Myobatrachidae
Product: zinc finger protein OZF-like
Exons: 8
Coding region: 264-1964 (566 amino acids)
Biological process (GO): negative regulation of transcription by RNA polymerase II
Cellular component (GO): nucleus
Molecular function (GO): RNA polymerase II cis-regulatory region sequence-specific DNA binding; DNA-binding transcription repressor activity, RNA polymerase II-specific
Source: RefSeq, a predicted model, not a curated record
UUUCCGAUAGCAACUUCCGGGGCGUCCUGGUCCUGCAGGGGGAGAGGCGGAGAGGACGGAGACGGGGUUUCUGUGUUGACAGUCGCAGGGUUGCACAGAAGUGAAGACAUUUGAUGAGCAUGCGAUACCCAGCAGUCAUCCCUGUGUGUUAGGAGGACUGAGCCCCACCUCACUCACUGAUACAUGAGAGGCACAGUGACCAGAAGAUCCUGGAACUCACCAGCAAGAUCAUUCAGCUGCUGACUGGAGAGGACGUGGAGUAUAUGGAAGACUACAAGAAUCUGUACAAGAACAUGAUGGAGAAUCACCGAACCCUCACAUCACUGGAUGGACCCAGUAGCAGAGCUACAACAGAGAGAUGUCCCCGUCCUCUUUAUUCCCAGGAGUGUACAGAGGAGUAUAAGGCUGAAGAUUUGACUGUAAUUAAGGUAGAAUAUAUAGAGGAAGAAGAAGAGACGUAUGUGAGGGGUGAUCAGCAGUGUAAGGAUGAAGAAAUCCCUACAGAUAUCAGCACAGAUGGAUCCAGUAACAGAGAUACCCCAGAGAGAUGUCCCCGUCCUCUUUAUUCCCAGGACUGUACAGAGGAGAAUCACGGUGCUACUCAGGAGUAUCAAGGUGAAGAUUUGACUGUAAUUAAGGUAGAAUAUGUAGAGGAGGAAGAAGAAGAAGAGGAGACAUACAUGAGGGCUGAUCAGUGUAAGGAGGAGGAAAUCCCAACAGGUACCAGCACAGUAGGUAGAUGCAAAACCAGGAAUACCUCAGAGGGACAUCUCCGUUUGUCUCCAGAUUUUGAAAUAGAAGACGCUAUCACUAGAGAUUCUCGAGGAGAAAACCCCAUGGCCCUAAAUAUACAUCCAGUACGUCACAGUGCAGAUAUGUUAUCAGAUCCCUCAAAUCAUGACGAAUGUUCUCCUGAUAAUUCAGAUAUGGGUACACGUAGCACUGCUCAUACAGGUGACACAGUCUUUUCCUAUUCUGAUUAUGGUAAAAGUUUUGCUUAUAAUUCCCAUCUUGCUACACACCAGAUAAGUCAAACUGGUGAGAAGCCGUUUCCGUGUUCUGAGUGUGGGAAAUGUUUUACACGCAAAGCAGGCCUCAUUGAACAUCAGAGACUCCACACAGGUGAGAAAACCUUUAACUGCUCCGAGUGCGGGAAAUACUGUACAAGGAAAUCGCACCUGAUAGAACACGAGAGAACUCACACAGGAGAUAAGCCGUUUCCGUGUUCUGAGUGUGGGAAAUAUUUUACAAGGAAAUCUUACCUAGUGGCGCAUCAGCGGACUCACACCGGUACAAAGUUGUUUUCUUGCUCUGAGUGCGGGAAAUUUUUCACCAGGAAAUCGCAUCUUGUGGCACACCAGCGAACGCACACGGGGGAGAAGCCUUUCCAGUGCCCUCAAUGCGGCAAAUGGUUUACGUAUAAAUCGCAUCUUGUGGAACAUCAGAGAAGUCACUCCGGAGAGAAGCCGUUUUCAUGCGCUGUGUGCGGGAAAUGUUUUACACGGAAAACUCAUCUGGUGGAACAUCGGAAAACUCACAGCGGCGAGAAACCAUUUCCAUGCCCUGAGUGCGGCCUCUUAUUUACUUAUAAAGCACAUCUUGUUGAACAUCUGAGACACCACAAAGGUGCGAAAUCAUUUCCAUGCGCCGAGUGCGGGAAAUGUUUUGCCUAUAACUCGCAUCUGGUUACACAUCAGAGGACUCACACAGGUGAGAAGCCGUUUCCAUGUUUGGAGUGUGGGAAAUGUUUUGCAUACAAAUCCCAUCUUGUAGAACAUCAGAGGACUCACAAAGGUGAGAGACCCUUCCUGUGCGCUGAGUGCGGGAAAUCCUUUACACGCAAAUCGCAUCUUGUAUCGCAUCAGAAAACGCACACGUGCGCCAAGUCCUUUCCGUGUGCUGAGUGUGGGGAAUGUUUUACACGGAAAUCACACCUUCUUGAACACCGGAAACGUCACACGUGAGAGAAAACAUUUUGGUGUUAAAGUUUUACAUGCAAUUAAUCACAAAAUAUAAGGGAAAGUAAUUCCCAUGAGCAAAUAUUUACACCAAACAGGGUUGCAGCAAUGCUUCAUACAAUAUACAGAAAGCUGUUUGAUAUUAAUGUCACUUAAGAAAAUAAGCGUGUGUGUAUAUAUAUAUAUAUAUAUAUAUAUAUAUAUAUAAAUUAGAGACUGUGUCCUCAGUAAUAUAUUGAGGGGCCCUGUUUAGGGCUGCCGUGACAGUAUGUAUUAGUAUUAGUAUAUAUACCAGUUAUAACUUAAUUACCACCCAUGGACAGAUGAAAUGUAGAGUGUCGACAUAAUACUUUUAAGACAUUUCUUAUGUGUAGAACGUAUUGCCAUGCCCUGUUUCUGUUACAUAUCCGCAUCAUUCUCCAAAAGUAAUUCCUGACAAUGCCGUUAUAUAGGGUCCUGAGUAAUACAUGAUUCCAGCAAGAUGGAAUCAUGAAGAAGAUGGAAGACACUAAUACAUUAUGUUGUACCAUACAUUGUAAAUAUCUAUGACUCAUAUAAUGAGUUUUGCAAACAGAUACUGGGAAUCGUGUAAAUAGAAAUGUGUGGCCACAGUGCAAAUGCCAUUUUGUGAUGCUGUGUGGUAAUUUUCGCACAAACGCACACCCUUGUACAGAUUCCAGCACGGCUCAGUGGGUCAAGAUGUGUUUGCGAGGAAUGAAAAGCUUUGCGGAUUAUGCUAGGACAUGGAGCCAGUUUUGUAUUACGUGCUCAUUUGAAAAUUAGAUUUUGCUCUGUAAAAAGGGUGAAGGAUAUGUCUUUACAAAGUCCUUCUGAUUGCACAGUAACCGUCCACCAACUGCCUGGAGCCAGGAACUAGCAUAGUAACUGUAGCCACCAACUACCUGAAGCCAGGAACUAGCACAGUAACUGUACCCAUCAACUGCCCGGAAUCAAGAACUAGCACAGUUACUGUACCCACCAACUGCCCGGAAUCAAGAACUAGCACAGUAACUGUAGCCACCAACUGCCCAGAAUCAAGAACUAGCACAGUUGCUGUACCCAUCAACUGCCCGGAAUCAAGAUCUAGCACAGCUACUGUACCCACCAACUGUCUGCAAUCAAGAACUAGCACAGUAACUGUACCCACCAACUGCCUGGAGUCAAGAACUAGCACAGUUACUGUACCCACCAACUGCCCGGAAUCAAGAACUAGCAUAGUAACUGUACCCACUAACUGCCCGGAAUCAAGAACUAGCACAGUAACUGUACCCAUCAACUGCUUGCAAUCAAGAACUAGCACAGUAACUGUACCCACCAACUGCCCGGAGUCAAGAACUAGCACAGUUACUGUACCCACCAACUGCCCGGAAUCCAGAACUAGCACAGUAACUGUACCCACCAAGUGCCUGCAAUCAAGAACUAGCACAGUUACUGUACCCACCAACUGCCCGGAAUCAAGAACUAGCACAGUAACUGUACCCAUCAACUGCCCGGAAUCAAGAACUAGCACAGUAACUGUACCCAUCAACUGCCCGGAAUCAAGAACUAGCACAGUAACUGUACCCACCAAUUGCCUGGAGCCAGGAACUAGCACAGUAACUGUACCCACCAAUUGCCUGGAGCCAGGAACUAGCACAGUAACUGUACCCACCUGCUGCCCAGAGCCAGGAAUUAGCACAUUGGUUGUAUUCAUGUACAUGUAUCUUAAGCAACAGCAAAAAUUAAUAUACCGCUACCUUAUGUAUUAAGUAUUUCCCCCGUCUCUUAGAUUGCAAGCUCGAUAAGGCAGGCUCAUCUACACUUCUGCUUCAUGUCAUUAUAUGUUAUUUUAUCUUCAUGUUCUCAAUGUACAGGGCUGAGUAAUAUGUUGUUGCUUUAUAAAUAUAACAUGAUAAUACUAUAUAUAGGACAGUUCUUAUAAGAAUUACAGCGUAACACACAGUGGACAAAGGCAUCUUGUGGCUAGAAACAUCACCCAUGAGAACACAUCCUGUUGCUAGGAACCAGUGACAUCACUGAGGUACCACCAUGCAUCACCCCAAGAUGGCUGCCUGCACUGUUUGUCGUUGACAAUUGUGCUUUCAUUCAUGUGACUUUGGAAUCAAUGUAACUUUCAACAUUAGAUAUUUCCUAUAGUUCUUGCUCUCUCUAUAGGGGUUAAAGUACAUGGCCUUUGUUUUAUAAUGACUUGUAUAUUGUGUAUUGUAGUUUUCACAGUGGAUAAUGUUUUUUAGAUGAUUUCUUUUACUUUUCUUGCGAUUGUAUCUCUCUAAUUUUUUCAUCUUUAUAAUAUGUGUAAGAAAAACGUAUAUAUAGGGACAUGGCAUGCAAUCUUAUGGUCUGUACACAGCCGGAGUAAUAAAAUCUGCAGUCCUUUCCAA